Molecule: messenger RNA, 6943 nt
Organism: Megalobrama amblycephala (Wuchang bream)
Lineage: Eukaryota; Metazoa; Chordata; Actinopteri; Cypriniformes; Xenocyprididae
Gene: grik4
Product: glutamate receptor, ionotropic, kainate 4
Exons: 25
Coding region: 2579-5533 (984 amino acids)
Biological process (GO): modulation of chemical synaptic transmission; synaptic transmission, glutamatergic; monoatomic ion transport
Cellular component (GO): plasma membrane; presynaptic membrane; kainate selective glutamate receptor complex
Molecular function (GO): transmitter-gated monoatomic ion channel activity involved in regulation of postsynaptic membrane potential; kainate selective glutamate receptor activity
Source: RefSeq, a predicted model, not a curated record
UGAUCAUUGCGCUUAACGGUUCUCGCGUGAGCGCCAUAUUCAAAUGAAGAAGGACACGAAUUUAACGUUAAUAUUUAGUCUGGUUUUCCACACAAAGCAGUCAAAUAUCUUCAGAAAACUUGGAAUAACGCGAACGAAUCAGAUGGACUACCUUUUAAGAUAGGUACUUUUAUCAUGGAUUCACGGAUGUAAACGUCAUACAUGAAUCACAUGUGGGAUUGUUUGCAGUUGUAGUAACACUCACUGUAUGACUUGCCCACCCUCGACAAAUUCUGCUCUGAACAUAUGCUUCACCAGGCUUUGGUAUCAACAUCAACAAGAAUAUGAUGUUCCACAAGGUACACCGAGGACCCAGCUCCCCAGCCAAGAUCAGUUCCCUCAAUCAAUAGGAGCAGUGUUCUAUGGACAGGGUACGUAGAUAAACAACUCAUUCUUGUUAGAUGGGCCGCAGAAGCAGCUCUGGCAAAGGCUUUUAUGAGCGCAAACAUCAUAAUGCAGUCUCAAAACGGUUGCUCCGACAAGGACGACCAUGACUGAUUUCCAACUCCUGAGAUCCUUUGUACAGUACCAGAAGUGUCACCUCUGUUUUGUCCAAUUCAUUUCUCAUCUCAGCCAUAUUUGUGUGUGCUGCACACUGCAUCUUGUCUACUGACGGCAGAAUAUUGUUCGAAAUGCGGGGAUCAUUUACGGCUAACGCUCUGCAGCCUAAUGUGCACUGCAUUUUGCCUCAAUGCAUCAUUUCUUCAAAUGGAGCCCUUGAUUGAUGGCCUGCGCCAUUCCAAACACCAUCCUGUCUGUAAUAAUGCAUCACCUGUUGCGCUCUGGUUUGCAAUUUCUAUUUGAAAUUAUUCUGUGAUAAUGAAGUGCAAAUGCUCUUGGUUUUGGCAUGAGAUUGAACUGCUUCAAUGUAACAACCUUUCUACAGGCAAAUCAUCUCCUUGGUCUCUCGUAGCCGAGUUAAUAAAUCUAGGUGCAAUGACGAGAAAGGGCCGUCAACAGAUUGUCUUUUGCCAUUGUUGAUGGAUGAAAUUUCACAGUGAUCCCCAACUACUCAAUGUAACAAGUCAGUGUGUUUGAUAAAACAAGAAAUAUCUGUGCUCCAUAGAUGAUAACACAGGAAAUCGUAUUUAUCAUCCCAGGAACAGACGCACACUACAUCUGUUUACCACCACAUGGGUUGUCUUAAUUUCUUUCAGCAUAAAAUUGUGUAGCCUGUAAUGGAAACGCAGUCUUAACCGUUAUAUUUAACAGUCACAUUCUGUUGCUUUGGGUUAAGUGCCAGGGGAAUCAAAACGAUGCCUCAAAUAGUCAUAUUUUGCAUGACAAGUAUAGUCUAUAAAGUUGAAAUUUCAUAUCAUUUUUGGUACAACAAACAAACAUGGAAAAUAUGACAUUUCACAUUUCAUUUCAAUUUAAUACAGAACAAAUCUGCUGCCUCACAGGCAGACUCCAUUAAAACAAAAGUAUUGGAUGAUAACUUUCAAACUUGGCUCACAUGGAUAUGCGUAAUGUGAAUGUUAAAUCAUUGGCUUGGAUCAUGCAGUUACAAUUGAUUUAAGGUUAAAAGUUUCAUUAUGUCUUUAGAGAUGAAAUGUCUGUUCUCUCUGUUCUUUUACUGACAAGGUGAGUAUGUCUUUAUGACAGAUAAAGUGGAUGUGUGCAUUUGUACAUUUCAUCACACUUGCUAGUACUCUUCUCUUUACAGAUUUUAAUUGUUUCUCAAUUCACAUAUAAGGAAGUCUCAUGAAGCGUCCCACUGGAAGAAGGUCAUUGACAGUGCAUACCUACAUAUAGCAAGUAGGGGUGUGCACAAAUAGUCAAAUAUUCGAAUAUUCGUUCUGUAAUUAAUAUUCGAAAAAUAAAAAUACUAUUCGAAUUUUACUAUGUUGUUUUGCUGGCCGUAAAUGCAGUGAAUGAUAAAGCCUAAGCACUAAAACUCGCAAUUAUAACUAAAUGCACCGGGUGGCGCUGUGGAGCAUGUUUAACAAGUUCAUUUUAUUUGAUCUUCACAUAAUAUUGUCGUCUGCCUCGCGAAGUUUGGAAUUACUUGGAUGAAAAUGAUCGUACACAAUGGAAUUACUUUUGAUCAAAUGAAUUAAUGAAACUGAGUUAUCAUAAUAUCACCACCAUUUUGAGAAAGCACAUGAAAUGAGGAAAGACAGCUGUCCAUCAUUUACAUUCACGACAGCUUUGAGGAUGAGCAGCAGAUGCUAGAGUUUUGCAGUGGCUGUUAGGCAGUAAGGAAUGACUUCUUCACAAGUUCUGACUGUCGUCUUGAAGGCUUGUAGCUAACAGGACCUUAAGGACUCUCAGAAGUACUUCAAAUUCCACAGUUUUAAGGAACGGGGAAAGAAAACAAUCUCUUUUGCUUGGAGGUCCAUUCCCCAGCGUUUGGUGGGUUUAGGUGGUGAGUGGACUAGACUCUGUGAUGUGGAGUGCUGCUCUGGAUUUGAGUGCCCACUACUAGAGCAACAACUUCCUGUGCCUCAAGAUGGAUUAGAGCUUCACGCCUCCGGAGAUCAAAGGUGGCUGUGUGAAGGGGGACCCCCAGGGCUGGACCCAUGAGGAGUCAAAGAAGAUGCUCGCAGCCUGGGCGUCUCUGCUCUUCUUAGCCAUGUGGGUGAGAAACGCCACCAGUGGCCCGCUCUCAUUCAGAAUAGCUGCCAUUCUUGAUGACCCGAUGGAGUGUAGCCGCGGGGAGCGAUUGGCCAUCACUCUGGCGAAAGAAAGCAUCAAUCGUUCCAGCAACCGCUCUACCACAGGCAAACUGGAGGUGGACAUCUUUGAGCUGCUCCGAGACAGUGAAUACGAGACAGGAGAAACUAUGUGCCAGAUCAUGUCCAAGGGGGUUGUGGCAGUCCUGGGCCCCUCUGCCAGCCCGGCAUCCAACUCCAUCAUCAGUAAUAUCUGCGGUGAGAAAGAGGUGCCGUACGUGAAGGUGGCUCCGGAGGACAUACUGAAGGUGCAGUUUCCUCGCUUUACCACGCUGGACCUCAGGCCCACUAACACGGACAUCAGCAUGGCUGUAGCCGGACUGCUAACGUUCUUUAACAGCAGCACGUCGUGUCUCAUAUGUGCUCAGGCCGAUUGCCUAUUAAACCUGGAGGUGUUACUGAGACAGUUUCUCAUCUCCAAGGAAACCCUCUCUGUUCGCAUGCUGGAUGACAGCCAGGAUCCCACCCCUCUUCUCAAGGAGAUCCGCGAUGACAAGACUGCCACCAUUAUAGUGGAUGCCAACGCCACCAUGUCUCACGUUAUUUUGGAAAGGGCCUCAGAGUUAGGGAUGCUGUCAGUGUACUACACCUACAUCCUGACUUCCUUGGAAUUCUCUCUGCUACGAUUGGACGAUUUAGCUGAUCAGCGAGUCAACAUCGUCGGGUUUUCAGUCUUCAACAGGACGCAUCCCUUCUUUCAGGACUUCGUCCUCAGCCUCAAUCGAUCCUGGCAGGAGAACUGUGAUCAUGCGCCUUUUGCAGGAACACCACUUUCGUCAGCGCUGCUGUUUGAUGCAGUGCACACAGUGGUGGCAGCCGUGCAGGAGCUGAACCGUAGCCAGAAUGUAGGAGCCACUCAGCUCUCCUGCAAGUCCUCUAAGAUCUGGGAGCACGGCACAAGUCUGAUGAACUACCUGAGGAUGGUAGAGUUGGAAGGUCUAACAGGCCACAUCGAAUUCAACAGUAAAGGCCAACGCUCGAACUAUGUCCUCCGGAUCAUGCAGAACAGCAGGGAUGGCCUAAGGCAGAUCGGUCAGUGGCAUUCAGAGCAUGGACUGUCUAUGGAGAAGAAGCUUCCAUCACUUAACGUGACAGACACACUAUUCAACACCACUCUCACCAUAACUACCAUCCUGGAGAAUCCGUAUGUAAUGCUGAGAGCCAAUCACCAGGAACUAGAAGGGAACGAGCGCUAUGAGGGCUUCUGCGUGGACAUGCUGAAGGAGUUGGCAGAUAUCCUGAAGUUCAAGUAUCGUAUUCGGCUAGUCGGGGACGGCGUGUACGGCGUGCCGGGCGCCAAUGGCACCUGGACGGGCAUGGUGGGAGAGCUCAUCAGCAGGAAGGCUGACUUGGCUGUGGCCGGCCUGACCAUCACGGCUGAGAGGGAGAAGGUCAUUGAUUUCUCCAAACCCUUCAUGACUCUGGGAAUCAGCAUCAUGUAUCGAGUACACAUAAAUCGGCUCCCAAGUUCUGUUCCAGCGGUUAUUGGAUCUUCUGUGUGUGCCAAAAUGGGAAGAAGACCGGGGUAUUUCUCCUUUUUGGAUCCGUUCUCUCCUGGGGUUUGGCUUUUCAUGUUGCUGGCGUACCUGGCAGUCAGCUGCGUGCUCUUUUUGGUGGCGAGGCUAACACCCUACGAAUGGUACAACCCGCACCCCUGCCUGAAGGGGCGCUGUAACCUGCUGAUUAACCAGUAUUCUCUGGGCAACAGUUUCUGGUUUCCUGUGGGGGGUUUCAUGCAGCAAGGCUCCACCAUCGCCCCCAGAGCCCUGUCCACACGCUGUGUCAGUGGAGUAUGGUGGGCCUUCACCUUGAUCAUCAUCUCUUCCUACACAGCCAACCUGGCGGCCUUUCUCACUGUGCAGAGGAUGGAGGUGCCCAUCGAAUCGGUGGACGAUCUGGCUGACCAGACGGCCAUCGAAUACGGCACCAUGCACGGCGGGUCCACCAUGACCUUCUUCCAGAACUCCCGGUACCAGACGUACCAGCGCAUGUGGAACUUCAUGUACUCCAAGCAGCCCAGUGUAUUCGUGAAGAGCACAGAGGAGGGCAUCGCCCGAGUGCUCAACUCCAAUUACGCCUACCUGCUGGAGAGCACCAUGAACGAGUACUACCGCCAGCGCAACUGCAAUCUCACCCAGAUCGGAGGCCUGCUGGACACCAAGGGCUAUGGCAUUGGCAUGCCUCUGGGCUCUGUCUACAGAGAUGAGUUUGACCUGGCCAUACUCAAACUACAAGAGGAUAACCGCCUAGAGAUCCUGAAGAGGAAAUGGUGGGAUGGUGGCAAGUGUCCGAAAGAGGAGGAUCAUCGAGCGAAAGGUCUGGGCAUGGAGAACAUUGGUGGGAUCUUCGUGGUGCUUGUGUGUGGUCUGCUGGUGGCCAUCUUCAUGGCAGUGCUGGAGUUUGUUUGGAUGCUGCGUCAUACUCCAGGAACAGAGCUGUCCGUGUGCGAGGAGAUGCUACGAGAGCUGCAGGGCAUCGUGCUGUGUCAGGACAGUCUGCAGUUACGGCGCAGGCGCGGAGCCAGCGUUCUGCGACCACAGCCCCUGCCCCUGGACGAGCGGCGGGCGCGGGCGGCGGCGGCGAGCCUCAGCAACGGCAAGCUGUGCACAGGCACCGGCCUGCCCGAACCCCUCUCCCACAGACUGGCGCAGGAGGCCGCCCUGGUGGCGCGAGGGUGCAGUCACAUUCGCAUCUGCCCGGAGUGCCGGCGCUUCCAGGGCAUUCGAGUGCGCCCCGCCGGCCCCCCGGGAGCUUCGCCCACCCACAGCGAGGAGAGUAUAGAGUGGGAGAAGGGCACCAACAACAGUGAACACGAAUAACCUCUCUUACCUGUGUCGGAUAGAUGUUAAACGACGGCUUUGCUGGACCCAAGGAUUAUGGGAGCAUUGGCUCCGGAGAAGGAGCUAACGGAGAUGCUGUCCGUGCUGCUCGAUUCGGCCCAGGAGCUGCGUCUGGUUUCUGUACACUGUCCUUACGGCCCUCUGCUUUUGGGGGACACAGCAGAGGGGCUUUGUACUAUGCAGUAUAUUGUCUUACUGUGCUGUUGAUUUAUUUUUAAAUUAUUCCUCUUUUGUUGUGAAACCACUAUAUUGCUAUUAUCUCCUUCUCACGACAUCCGUUUAGUUUGGUUUUUCACACAGACGCGUACAGCGGACGACUGCAGACUCGAUCCACUAUCGCUCAACCUUUUUAGAGUGCCAAAAUACUUUGUAUUAUUUUGUGCUGUCGCCUUCUCAUGCCGGCCCCUGGUGGAGUAACUAUUAAGAGAACUGAAUACAAAAACAACUGCGAUCUGUUUUUAUUAAUAGUCAUAUUCUAUUAAAAAGGUUUUUGGGAUGUUUCUGAAUGUUUGAUGUGCAUGUAUGAGGGUUUUAGAUGCUAUUGAAUGGAGAAAAACAAGAGUUUCAAGACACUUUUUACACUUUGCUUUUCAUUCUUUUGAGUUAGAUUCAUAUUGUUGCACUCUUUGGAUAUGAAAAUUGCACAUAGUUGUGGAAAAGUGGAAUAUUAUGCUCCCGUUUAAGAAAUUUGCAUUCGGAAACUAACUAGGAUUAAUACCGAUAUCUAUUGACCCUUAUUUUUGUCAUUCUAGCAGGAUUCUUGGAGGUAUCAAGUGUGUUCGCUUUCAAAAAAACAUGUCAGGAAAGUGAGAUCUUGAGUUGAUUUUGUUCCUGACGAGGUCUUACGUUCAUCUGUACCACUCAAUACAUGAAGAAAUCAUCAGGGUCACUACAUCUAACAUGUCUGUGUGAUGAGACAUUGGAGAUUGUGGGCCUAUGUACAUCAGGUAUUUCUUUAUAUUACAUAACAGCUCAUAAUGUUUGAAGUUAUUGGGGGUUUUCUUUCUAAUUAUUAUUUGAUACCAGAAACGUCCAUUUGUUCAUGUGAUGUCUUUGGUUCAUCCUUCUUUUUUUUUUUUCAAAGAGAGACAUCUGGUGAACAACCUUUUAAAAAUGGAUUCAACCAAUCAGUUUUAUCAACGUACCACAGCUGAUGCAGAAUUUGGAUACCAAAAUGAAUUUAUUUUAUUAGGCAUGAUGUUAUCCUCAACUUGCAGUGCCAAAUUGUAAUAAAUUGCCUUCAUGUUUUGGAGAGCCAUUAGAGGUGACUUAUUAACCAUGUUGAUUUUUCUGUGCAUUUCUAUUGAACUGAAUCCAUUUCUAAAUGAUAUUUCAAUACGGUGUUAGUGCCUGACAAAAAUAAAUGGCAUUGUGUUCAGUUCUGAGAAA